Molecule: messenger RNA, 2314 nt
Organism: Myxocyprinus asiaticus (Chinese sucker)
Lineage: Eukaryota; Metazoa; Chordata; Actinopteri; Cypriniformes; Catostomidae
Product: replication stress response regulator SDE2-like
Exons: 7
Coding region: 68-1270 (400 amino acids)
Cellular component (GO): nucleus
Source: RefSeq, a predicted model, not a curated record
UCCGUAGUUGCGUCAUUAUAAAUAUACGUCGGAAGUUUAUACGCACAUCUGCGAGAACGAAGAAAACAUGGAGCUCUUUGUGAUUUCCCCUGAUUUGAGAUUUACUAAUGUAACUGUCGCCCCGGGCUCGACUGUCAGUGAUCUAAUCGAUCAUUUUACCACUAAAGAGGGUGUCCCUUUCACAGAUUUCUACGUGAAGAGUAAUGGACGCUUAUUCCACAGUAAUGAUUUGCUUCAGACUGGAGUGGUGUUCCGUGUGGAGCCUCGGUUAUGUGGGGGCAAAGGAGGGUUUGGCUCCAUGUUGAGGGCCCUCGGUGCUCAAAUCGAAAAGACCACCAACCGUGAGGCCUGCAGGGAUCUGAGUGGAAGGAGACUUCGAGAUGUUAAUCACGAGAAAGAAAUGGCAGAGUGGUUGAAAAAGCAGGCGGACCGAGAGGCGGAGAAGGAACAGCGUCGUUUGGAGCGGAUUCAGAGGAAACUGGCCGAACCGAAACAUUAUUUCACAGACACGAAUUAUGAGCAGCAGUGCCAUGACCUCUCCGAGAGACUGGAGGACUCCGUACUGAAAGGCAUGCAGGCUUCUUCUAGUGGGCUUGUGCAGGCAGAUGAGGGGCUGAACCGCAAGCGUCCAACUCCGACGGACAAGCAAAAGAAAGCAAAAAGGAAAUGUUUCUGGACUGGCGUUGGAGAUCUGGAUGAGAUGGGGAGCUCCGGUGAAGGCAGUGAUGACAGUGAUAGCGAGGCCUCUCCCUCCGCCUCUUCCUCUGGAGCUUCCUCUAGUUCAGAUGUUCCCAAACCUGCUUUGCUGCCUUCCACCAGUAGGGGGCAGCACAGUACAGAACCUCAGGACCAGCCCAGCAGCAGCAGCUCCUCCUCAAGUCCUGCACCCUGCUCCCCAACACACAGCCAUGAGAAGGAGGAGGUAGAGAGGGAAAAAGAGAAGGAAUGUACUGCUGAGGUUGUCCAGAGAGGGAGCACCGAAGAAGAAAAAGUACAAAUGCCAAACACAGAAGCAGAGAACUGCCCAGCUGAGAGCAGCCAGACACAAGAAACGGUGGAGGGUCCAUUGGAUUUGCUCUCUGUGAGUGGGGUGGAGCAGUUGGAGUCUCUGGGUCUGGAGCGUCUGAAGAAAGAGCUGAUGGAGCAAGGGAUGAAGUGUGGAGGAACACUACAAGAGCGUGCUGCUCGUCUUUUCUCUGUCAGAGGACUGACUCCAGAUCAGAUUGAUCCUGCGCUCUUAGCCAAACCCAGCAAGGGCAAGAAGAAAUAACUUGCCCUUAUAAUGAUUUUUUUCCACCCAUUUCUGUUCUGCUCCUUUAAAUUUGGCAUAUUGUUUUGUUUUUUAUUUUUUAGAUUUUAAUUACAGAAAAAUCCACAGUUUGGGAAAGAUGCAUGUUCUAGAAUUUAAAUAAUCAAGAUUCAUUGUAACAUCAGAGCUGCUUGAACAGUCAUGUUUUUUUUGGGGGGGGGGGGGGGUUCAAUCUUAAGGCUCAUUUAAGACGUUAUCUCUCUUUUUGUUUUUUGUUUUUCUUUAUAAUUUUGUUAGAAAAACGUGAUGUUACAGUAGCCAACCUUUUUGUAAUAUGUACAAUAAAUUCUUUAUGGUUGCAUAGUCAGUGUAACUGGCUAUUUUGAUUCACACAGUCAUAUACAUACAGGGCGACUUCAUACAGUUUCCUCUCGGAUGUCAAUAAGACACUCAUCAGAUUUUUUGCUGCCGUCCACCAGCUUUGAGACAUUUUUGAUUGAGAAUGUCUUUCUGAUUUUUUAAAAAUGUUUAGCAGAUGUUAAUUAGAUUGCAAUGCUUUCCAGAUUAAACACUCUUAAACAGACAUAUCUGGGUUGUCUGACAGUUGAAACUGUUUUCAUAAUUAUGUAGUUUGAUGGAUGUACAGACAAUACAUUAAGACUAAUAGAUAGUCAGCAACUUAAAGCAGAUCAAAGGUCUUUUGUGGGUUUCUUUACAUUAGAUUUUUUGACAGUUGCCAUUUAAAUUAAGGAACAUUUCGUCCAUGUAAGUGUAUGGGAUUUUUCCAAUUAUUGAUUGUCUGCUGUGUGAAAACCGUACAUCCGAUCAGUUAGAAAAGACAGAUCACGCUAUUCCAGAAUAGUCUGAAUGUCUAUACCAAAUUUGGUGGAUGUAGCUUGAGGGCUCUAGAAGGAGUUGGUGUUAGACAUUUUGGUUUCAGUUUAGGGAUUUUGAAAAUACCCUGAACAAAAUUGGCUCGUCAAGCCAACUUAAUACAUUUUAAACCAUGACAAUGUAUCAGUUCGAUGGCACCCAAAUAAAAAUAUGCAAACUGUUGCAACAAAA